Molecule: messenger RNA, 1587 nt
Organism: Penicillium chermesinum
Lineage: Eukaryota; Fungi; Ascomycota; Eurotiomycetes; Eurotiales; Aspergillaceae
Gene: aglA
Product: putative alpha-galactosidase
Exons: 1
Coding region: 1-1587 (528 amino acids)
Biological process (GO): carbohydrate metabolic process
Molecular function (GO): hydrolase activity, hydrolyzing O-glycosyl compounds
Source: RefSeq, a predicted model, not a curated record
AUGGCCAGCUUAAUGCUGCCAUUGCUUCCCGUCUACGCAUCUGUAGAGGAUGUCGGCUUGCUCCCGACACCUCCAAUGGGUUUCAAUAACUGGGCGCGAUUCGAAUGCGAUCUCAAUGAAACGCUGUUCACGAAGACCGCCGAGUCAAUGGUGAGCCGCGGACUUCUAGCCGCAGGCUAUAAUCGCCUCAAUCUUGACGACUGCUGGAUGCAGACCUCCCGCUCCGAUAAUGGGUCUCUGCAGUGGAACACAACAUUGUUCCCGCACGGAAUUCCCUGGCUCGCCAACUAUGCCCAUCAGCAUGGCUUUCAUCUGGGUAUCUACGAGGACGCAGGCAAUGCCACCUGCGGCGGCUACCCGGGCUCCUAUCGACACGAAGAACAGGACGCCGAAACAUUCGCCAGCUGGGGCAUCGACUACCUCAAGCUGGACGGAUGUAAUGUUUUUGCUGAAGAGGGCCGUUUGCUGCGCGACGAAUACCGCGUACGGUAUCAUCAGUGGCACGAGAUCUUCAGCCGAAUGUCGCCGCCGCUCAUCUUCUCCGAGUCUGCGCCUGCGUACUUCUCUACGGACGCCACCGAUUGGGCCCGCGUCAUGGACUGGAUUCCGUUCUACGGUGAACUGGCCCGUCAUUCGGAUGAUGUGCUGGUUUACAGCGGUGCAGGCAGCGCAUGGGAUAGCAUUAUGGUCAACUAUGACUAUCAAGUUCAGGUUGCCCGCUAUCAGCAGCCCGGCUACUAUAAUGACCCGGACUUCUUGAUCCCCGACCACCCGGGGCUCACGGAUGACGAGAAGAAGUCUCAUUUUGCGCUUUGGGCUUCCUUUGGGGCUCCCCUGAUCAUUAGCGCCUAUAUCCCUGACUUGCCUGAUACGGUGAUUGAUUUUCUGACCAACAAGGAUCUGAUUACUGUCGAUCAAGAUCCCCUGGCUCAACAAGCUACUUUAGUCAGUCGCGAUGACCGCUUUGAUGUGCUGACCCGCUCUCUGUCAAACGGCGACCGCUUACUGACGGUGCUCAAUCGUGGGAACAACACCGCCAACACUAGUAUCUCUCUUGCUCGUUUAGGUCUAGAUUCGAAGUGCCAAUAUAGCGCUCGUGACCUGUGGACUGGCACCAAAUCGACUAUCACGGACUCUGUACAGGUCAACCUUGAUAGCCAUGCUACCAGUGUCCUUCGCAUUACUCCCCCUCGCCACUGCAAAACCACCCCCACGGGAACGGUUUUCAACACUGCUUCAGGGAAGUGUCUGACUGCUUCGCAUAAUGUUGGCUUCGAGGUGUGCAAUGCAGCCGAUGAUCAGGUUUGGAAAGUCAGUGGUUUGGGCAGCAAGUUCACCCUACAUCCCCUGUCCGAUUCUUCAAAAUGCCUUUCCGCCUCAAAGAAGGGAUCUCUCUCACUGGUGCCGUGCGAAGGCGGCCCUGGCACGAUCUGGUCUCACUACCUUACUGGCCACUUGAAGAAUACCGUGGGGGGAUGCUUGGACGCUUCUGGUCAAUCUGCAAGCACCGGUGCUUGUGAUCUGGAUAUUGCGGGUCAGAUCUUUGGACUGCCGAGUGGCGUAAAGCUAGCCACAGGGCUUCGGUAG